Messenger RNA from Kluyveromyces marxianus DMKU3-1042, 351 nucleotides. RefSeq names its product Rfa3p (gene RFA3). Gene Ontology annotation, biological process: DNA recombination; DNA replication; DNA repair. Gene Ontology annotation, cellular component: nucleus. Gene Ontology annotation, molecular function: DNA binding. The record is from RefSeq and is a predicted model, not a curated record. The transcript has a single exon. Bases 1 to 351 code for a protein of 116 amino acids. NCBI's taxonomy places the organism in Eukaryota, Fungi, Ascomycota, Saccharomycetes, Saccharomycetales, Saccharomycetaceae.
AUGUCGAACCAAACCCCCAGAAUAGAUCCCAGCCAAGUGAGCAACACAGAACAUGCGGUGUUCCGUAUUAUAGGGAAGGUGAUUGACCAGCCCCAACCCACAGCACUAGUAGUACAGUCACCAACGACCAACGGCGAAAUGCUGACGCUUUCACAGGUGAAACUUUCUCAGGGCUCGAAUAUCGAAGUCGGGUCGUGGUAUGAGUUUGUUUGCCGGAGCGUGGAUACGGGUGAUGUGGGGCUCAUGGUGCUUGAUUCUGUAAAGUGCGAAUUGAAAGAGGGAGAAGACAUUAGUGUUUCCGGAGUGGUGGCGUUGCAGCAGCUCAGUGCCAAGUUCCCUGAUCUGUACUAG